GACAAUCCCAUUCUUUGUCCACCAAACGGCAUUCCGGGGUGGAGACUGAGGUGCCUCGAUGCUACUGUCAUAACCCGACAAUAUUUACAAAGCUGUCAGACUUCAGAUAUUUGUGUUGCUUUUUCUGAACAGGGUAUGGGCUUCCUGGGAUACAGGGACCACUAAGUUAUGAAGCUCUUUCCUUCCAGACCUUCCCUGUUCUCCAGUUACUGUCACAGCCUAAGCUUUACCUGCUGCUGCUCUCCCAACCACCAUCUCUGCUCUCCCAACCACCAUCUCUGCUCAGCCUGGUACUAGCAGCUUGGCUCAGACUCACUUCAUCACAAAGAAGAAAAAAAGAGAAAGAGAGAGGGAGAACAGAACCCUCCCCAGCUGCCGUCCAGACACACAUGGUGCAUAGCUGCCAUUCUCCAGGCUCCAUCUAUCCCCGUGACUCGGCCUCCAGCUAGCUCCUGGCACACAAGGGAUAUAAAUAGGCAGCAUCCAGCUAGUUAGUGGAGUGUGCACUUGUUUCCUUUUUUCCCCGGGUCAUACACACGCCUAGUAGGGGUCACACCCAUUUGUUUUCUGUCUUCCCUCUGCCUGGAGCAGUGGUAGUUAGUGGUGGGACCGAGGAGAGAGUGACGAGGCAGAGACCAUGGAGGUCAAUAUGGAGUAUUGUCUUGCCCAGGUGGUGCAGAAAGACCUAGGGCGGAAGGUGCAGGUGGGACAGGAGCUCAUAGAUUACAUCGUGGAUAAGGAGAAGUCCCAGGACCUGGAGCAAGACCAGACAGCUCUGGACAGGAUGGUGGAUGGCAUCGCUACCACCUGGGUCAACUCCUCCAAUUUCAAGGUGGCUUUGCUAGGUAUAGACCUUUUAUCUGCCUUAGUGACAAGGUUACAGGACCGAUUUAGGAACCAUGUGGGAACAGUACUGGCCAGUCUGAUAGAUCGUCUGGGUGAUUCCAAAGACCAAGUCAGAGACCAAGAUCAAAUCCUGCUGCUGAAAAUCAUGGAGCAGGCUGCCUCCCCACAGUAUGUUUGGGACAGAAUGCUGGGAGGCUUCAAACACAAGAACAACAGGACCAGAGAGGGAGUGUGCCUUUGUCUCAUCUCAACUCUCAACAUGUACGGAGCCCAAGGCCUAACCCUCAGUAAAAUAGUCCCUCACAUAUGUAAUCUUCUAGGAGAUCCCACCAGUCAGGUGAGAGACGCAGCUAUGGGCUGCCUGGUGGAGAUCUACAGACACGUGGGGGAGAGGGUGAGGAUGGACCUUAGCAAGAAGGGCCUACCACAGUCACGGUUGAAUGUAAUCUUCAGCAGAUUUGAUGAAGUCCAAAGAUCUGGGAACAUGAUCCCAUCCUCAGGUUCAGAUAAGAACUUUGAUGAUGAGGACUCUGUGGAUGGGGGUCGGUCCUCCUCCUCUGCAUCGUCCUGCAAGGCGCCCCCCAGUGGUAGGAGGGCUGUAGCUGCGGUUUCUGUCCGCAGGCCCAGCUCUGCCACCGGACCCGGCAAGAUCUCUGCUAAAGAUGCUGCUGCAGGUGCUGUUGAUGAGGAGGACUUCAUCAAGGCUUUUGAAGAGGUUCCUACUAUCCAGAUCCACUCCAACAGAGAAAUGGAGGACAAUCUCUCCAAGGUUCGGGAGGUUCUAUCUGAUGACAAAAACGACUGGGAGCACAGAGUUGUUGCCCUGAAGAAGGUGCGUUCUCUGCUCCUGGCUGGAGCUCUGGAGUAUGAUAGUUUCCCUCAGCAGCUCCGUCUGCUGGAGGCCCCUCUGAAGCUGUCAGCUAAAGACCUGAGGUCCCAGGUGGUACGAGAGGCCUGCAUCACACUGGGAUACCUGUCCAUGUUGCUGGGCAACAAGUUUGACCACUGUGCAGAGACCCUGAUGCCCACACUGCUCAACCUGGUGCCCAACAGUGCCAAGGUGAUGGCCACGUCUGGCAUGGCAGCCAUACGUCUCAUCCUCAGGCACACACACUACUCACGUCUCAUCCCCAUCAUCACUAGUAACUGCACGUCCAAAUCAGUGGCCGUCAGAAGGCGCAGUUAUGAGUUCUUAGAGCUGUUAUUACUGGAGUGGCAGACACACACACUGGAGAGGCACGUGGCUGUUCUGACUGAAACCAUCAAGAAAGGGAUCCAUGAUGCUGACUCAGAGGCCAGAUCGGUCGCGAGAAAGUGUUAUUGGGGUUUCCAUGGCCACUACAGCCGGGAGGCGGAGCAUCUGUUCCAGGCCCUGGAGUCAACCUAUCAGAAGGCUCUGCAGUCUCACCUGAAGAGUUCUGACAGUGUCGUGUCUCUCCCCCAAUCAGACCGCUCAUCCUCCUCCUCACAGGAGAGCCUCAACCGGCCCCUGUCUGUCAAGAGUGCCAUAGGAGGCAGCAUGACAAGGGGUAAGAUGGUGAGUUCCAGGGUGAACUCCAACUCCGGCGGUUCUCUUCAGCGUUCCCGUAGUGAUAUCGACGUGAACGCCGCGGCCAGCGCCAAGUCACGCCUGAUCACCGUGCCCUCCGCUUCUCCCUUCAGCUCAGCAGCUGCCCUUCCCCCAGGCUCCUACGCCUCACUAGAUGGCACACCUGGUAAAAUUGAUACUGGCCGUGUGCGUACGAGGAGAACAAGCUCCGGCAAUGCCGUCGGAGCCAGCGCUACUGUGACUGACAGCAGGGGGCGCAGCCGAGCCAAAAUGAUGUCCCAGUCCCAGCGAUCCAGAUCUGCUAACCCCACUGGGGGUGGUAAGGCCCGAACUUCAUCCAAUCAGACUGGCAGUCGCUCCAGUUCCCCUGGCAAGCUGCUGGGCCACUCGUCUGGGUACGGGAGGAUCAGCAGGCCCCCCGCAACCUCCAGCACUCCAGCAGACAAGAGGAGCAAGGUCCCCCGCAGCCAGGGCUGCAGUAGAGAUUCCUCGCCUAACAGACUGGGCCUAGCAAGGAGCCGUAUACCCCGGCCCAGCAUGAGUCAGGGCUGCAGCAGGGACACAUCUAGGGAAAGCAGCCGAGACACCAGCCCUGCUCGGGGCUUCAAGCCUCUUGCCUCCCGACGUACCUCCCGCUCUACCAGCGCCUUAUCCACGGCUGACCCCCACAGCCAGUCAGACCGAUUUGGUUUGAUCCACCAGGCCCGCAUUUCUGCCUCGGUGAACGCCAUGAGAGUCCUCAACACUGGCACUGAGGUGGAGGCUGCUGUGGCUGACGCACUGCUAUUAGGAGACUCCAGAAAUAAGCGGAAGCCUAUGAGGCGGCGCUAUGAGUCUCCUGGUAUCUAUUCUGACGAUGACGCUAACAGUGAUGCGUCCAGCGCCUGCUCGGAACGGUCGUACGGCUCCCGAAACGGAGGUAUCCCUCACUACCUGCGUCAGACAGAGGAUGUGGCAGAGGUACUCAACCACUGUGCCAGCUCCAACUGGUCUGAGAGGAAGGAGGGACUGCUGGGACUGCAGAACCUGCUGAAGAGUCAAAGAAUACUCAGCCGGGUGGAGCUGAAGAGACUCUGUGAAAUCUUCACCAGAAUGUUUGCAGAUCCACACAGCAAGGUGUUCAGUAUGUUUCUAGAGACUCUGGUAGACUUUAUCCUGGUGCACAGAGAGGACCUGCAGGACUGGCUGUUUGUCCUGCUCACCCAGCUACUGAAGAAGAUGGGUGCUGACCUGCUGGGGUCUGUCCAGGCCAAGGUUCAGAAGGCUCUGGACAUCACCAGGGAGUCUUUUCCGUUUGAUCAGCAGUUUAACAUCCUGAUGAGGUUCAUUGUGGAUCAGACACAGACACCCAACCUCAAGGUGAAGGUGGCCAUCCUGAAGUACAUAGAGUCACUGGGAAGACAGAUGGAUCCUACAGACUUUGUCAACUCCAGUGAAACGCGACUAGCUGUAUCUCGCAUCAUUACGUGGACCACAGAACCCAAGAGCUCUGACGUCAGGAAGGCGGCACAGGUGGUGCUGAUCUCUCUGUUUGAGCUGAACACCCCGGAGUUCACCAUGCUGCUGGGAGCCCUGCCCAAGACCUUCCAGGACGGGGCCACCAAGCUGCUCCACAACCACCUCAAGAACUCCAGCAACACCAGCAGCGUGAGUUCUCCCAGCAACACUAUUGGGCGGACCCCACCCCGCCACACCCCCAGCCGGACCAGCCCCCUCACCUCUCCGACCAACUGCUCCCACGGUGGGCUGUCUCCGAGUCGGUUGUGGGGUGGGUGUUGGAGUGGCGAUGGGCUGUCUAAGCACCCCCCUCCCCCUCAUCCUCCUCCGCCUCCCUCCACCCCCUCUGGCCCCGCCCUCAGGGUCCUCCGCAGAGCGUACUCUCCCAGUAUGUUGGAGUAUGACACAGAGAACAUGAACUCUGAUGAGAUCUACAGCUCCCUGCGAGGGGUCACAGAGGCCAUCCAGAGUUUCAGCUAUCGCAGCCAGGAGGACCUCAACGAACCAAGAGGGAAGAGGGACGAUGCUGUGGGGCGUGAAGGUGUGGCGUCCUCCCCAGGCUCAGAUGCCCGUUUGGGGCUGGAUGUGGUGGAGGGUGGGCGCACGGCCUUGGAUAACAAGACCUCCCUCCUCAACACUCCGUCUCCCCGCUCCUUCUCCGGGCCGCGGGCCAGGGAGUUCGCUCCCUACGGGUAUGGGGACACCAUCACCUCAUCCUACGACAAGAGUGCCCUAAAGGAGGCCGUGUUUGACGAUGACGUGGAACAGUUCAGAGACUGUCGUCGGCAGGACGGCAGUGGUGAAAACAAGAUGGUGCUGCCUAAGGGCUUUGCUCCUGGCUCCCAGGACCACUCAGACCUUGUGGCAGAUCUUCUGAAGGAGCUGUCCAAUCACAAUGAGCGUGUGGAUGAGCGUAAGGGGGCCUUGGUGGAGCUGCUGAAGAUCACACGAGAGGACAGCCUGGCCGUGUGGGACGAACACUUCAAGACCAUCCUCCUACUGCUUCUGGAGACACUGGGGGAUAAAGACCACACCAUUCGGGCCCUGGCUCUGCGGGUACUGAAGGAGAUCCUGAGAAACCAACCGGCCCGCUUCAAGAACUAUGCUGAACUCACCAUCAUGAAGACCCUGGAGGCACACAAAGACUCCCACAAGGAGGUGGUGCGGGCAGCGGAGGAGGCUGCCUCCACCCUAGCCGGCUCCAUCCACCCAGAGCAGUGUAUCAAGGUGCUGUGUCCUAUCGUCCAGACGGCUGACUACCCCAUCAACCUGGCUGCCAUCAAGAUGCAGACCAAGGUGAUAGAACGCAUCACCAAGGAGUCCCUCCACCAGCUGCUGCCUGAUAUCAUACCAGGACUACUGCAGGGCUAUGACAACACAGAGAGUAGUGUUCGCAAGGCCAGUGUGUUCUGUCUGGUGGCCAUCUACUCCGUGAUUGGAGAAGAGCUCAAACCACACCUGCAGCUACUCACAGGCAGCAAGAUGAAGCUGCUGAAUUUGUACAUCAAGAGGGCCCAGACGACCAACAGCAACAGCAGCAGUUCCUCGGAUGUGUCCUCACACAGCUAGCUGUAGGAGGGAUCUGCCUGUCUGUACUUUGCAUCUAAAUGAGGGGAUAUAGGACCUCUCCAUUCCUGAGAUUCUCUCUCCUUCACCACGCUGGAUUCCUCCGGAUGACCCUCUGCUUCAAUCACAUCUUCAAUUCACGUACUUUUGCUCCCGGCCUUUUCUUUAUUUUCUCUCCAGUGAACUUGUCCUUUCAUUUGUCAUCGAAUUUCUUUCUCCCGUUUUGUCAUUUUUAAAAAAUAUAUAAACGUGUGGUCUGGGUAUAGGGUGGUUUAACGCGUUUUGACUUCUCUAUAAGAAUGAAUGGGGGUCAAGCUACUGUACAUCUACGGCAACACUCUAUUUUGCUGACAUUUUUUUAUAAUGUAACUUUGGAUGCUUAUUUGCUUGAGCAUUCAAAAAGUAACCGUAGGGGAAAGGACGAAACCAGGAGUUAUGAUAUGGUCCAAUAACAAUGAUAUGGUCCAAUAGCAAAUAAUGCCCUGAAAUUGAUUCAGAAGAAAAGAAAAAAACAUCCCUUUAAAAUGCAGUUAUACUGUAAUUGGACGAAUUAAUUCCUUCACAUUUAACAAGGAAGGCCAAUUGAGGUUGGAAUACCUCUUUCGCAUGGGGACCACAUGGCAUUCAGUUUGUGAUAAACUAAGAAUCAUAUGGCUGGCCCAGUGAUGAUAAAAAGCCCUGAUAUUAACCAGGUUGAAGACUUGUGUUUGGGAACAUUGAACACCAAAUAUGGCAGCAAUUGAAAUUAGUAGAAUGAGUAGUAAUCUCACGUUUUUUUCUUUCUAAACUGAGGGAUGAUGUUAUGAAAUCCUAUAAAAAGUGUUAGAUGAAAUAUUUGAACAUUUUAAGUUGGACAAUUAUGAAGCCUCACUUACGCCCAGGUAGGCAAACAUUAUGUUUUAUUAUUAUUAUCUAUUAGUUUGUGAGAAAUUCCGGUGGAAACAUUGUCAAAGACCAACUUGCAGCUAAUAGCUUGGCUCUAACAUGAGAAAUAAGUACUGUAUUAAAUAAAAAUACAGUAAAAUACAUUUGAUAAUCUACAUUUUUUCAACACAAAAUGAACACUAAAAUGUAAAGCUGUUCAAAAUGUUUAAACUUGUUUUGUGUGAAAUAAGGAUAUAGAUAAAGAUGGAACUGUGUUUCUUUCUGACCUUAUGGUUGAGGUUAACUCCAUUUGGAUUUGUCAAAUUAACAACAUUAUUUAGGGAAGAAAAGACAAUAAUACAUUUUUUUUUUUAAAUCCCUGAUUCAAUCAAGUGAAAUGUAAUGGAUCCCUCCACACUCAUGAAAUUAGAAUGAGUGUUCUCAAUGACCAUGUUGCUAAUGAUGUCAGACACUGAAUGAAUGGGCCAUUGUCAGUCAUGACAACAAACAAUCCAGUGUCACAUUUAUUUAUUCCCCGUUUUUCCACCUGUGUAGCCAGAUUAUGGCAUUUUACUUGUUAACUAUGAUGCUGCUGCUUAUAACGUGUACUUGUCUGAUGAGUAAAAACCCUACACUUGUAGAUAAUGCGAAAGUUACAUGCUCGGUUUUGGAAGGAGAUCAGUGCAUUCAUUGAGACAGAAUCUAAAGAAACUACAGGCUGGUUUUCCGGACACAGAUUCAUGCUAGUCCUGGAUUAGAAACUAUUGUCAAUAGAGAAUAUCAAUUGGAAGUGUGUUUGUAAUCCUAAUCUUAAUCUGUGUCCAGGAAACCGGCCCUACCAGGCCUUAUGUUCAUUUUCCUAAAUAAUGUUUGGAUCACUUGUACUGUUGAAAGGAGAGGAUGGAUGUACAUACAGAAGUUCUCAGAUCUUAAAAAUGUGAAACCAUUACCCCAUGAACUACACUAAACAGGCUUGAAAACAGAUACAAUAAUAUUCACCAUGAUGAUGCAAAUUUAAGUUGUUUAUAAUAAUACAGUAUUACACACUUCUUAUUGUCACCUUCCCUUCACCUAACUACAGCUUUUGCAAUAAAGAAAAUACCAUGGUGAGCAAACUAAGUAUUUUGUACAUAACUUUUGAUCAAUUACCGCUUUGCAACUUUCAUGAAAUGAAAUAAAAAGGUUGGCUGUCUCACUUUUUUGCUGGUUAGUGAAUUAGCUUGCAUGUUUUUGGGCAGCACAUCCAAUUUGUGCUGCCUUACAUCGAUGGGUCCUGUUUUGGCUGUUGAAGUGCACUUGUAACCUCAUCAGUUUGGUCAGCCUUUACAACAAUUAAAUUAUUAUUUUGGUAGGGGAGGAAGACACCUGGCCGCAAUACACUCACGGUGUUCUGUAAAUUGACCAAAACUUAAGUCUCCGUCUGCCCUAGACAAUUAUGUACACUGUACAGGGCAUAACCAUCUCAAAAUGCCAAGCAGACAUGUACUGUAAAAGUAUCCUAGUUCUCCUUUAGUAAAGUACUACAAAUUUGGGCAUGUGGCUUUAUAAGGUAUGCUCUGUGUGUGCCUUGGUACUUAAGUACAGUAUCUGGCAACUAUUCCCAUCUGCUUAACAGUUUCAAAUCGCAAAAAAAAUGAUUUUUGUUUUCAAAUGGGGCCAUCAUCCUUUUACAAGUAUGUUAAUUGUAUUUUAUUGUGUGUAAGGGAGCCAGUCAUUUUGUUACAGACAUAAAGUACUGUAUUGGCUGAUGACUCAUGAAGAUCUGGCUCAUUUACUGUCCACAUGAUCUACUGAUGAUGGUAUUCCUAGAAAUCUGUUCACUAUGCAUGUUAUUAUUUGUGUUUGUUUUGUCAUGUAAGAGUCAUAUCUGUAUUUAUAUAAUUGUUUUAUUUUGUUUUUCAUGACAACUUGUACAGAAAGGUUUCGUUAACAUCCACCUGUGAUAGAUGAUUUGCAACAAUGUACAUUUGUUUGCUCUAGAAAUAAACAACCAUGAAAGUUGA
Salvelinus fontinalis (brook trout) is the source of this 8325-nucleotide messenger RNA. Its product is annotated as CLIP-associating protein 1-like. Gene Ontology annotation, molecular function: kinetochore binding; microtubule binding. Gene Ontology annotation, biological process: mitotic spindle assembly. The coding region runs from base 638 to 5461 and encodes 1607 amino acids. The transcript is spliced from 44 exons. Gene Ontology annotation, cellular component: spindle microtubule; microtubule organizing center; cytoplasmic microtubule. NCBI's taxonomy places the organism in Eukaryota, Metazoa, Chordata, Actinopteri, Salmoniformes, Salmonidae. The record is from RefSeq and is a predicted model, not a curated record.